AUGUUGACGAGCUCAUUACUACUUAGCUGUGGCUUGCUAGCCUCAGUAGCAGCAUGGAACACCGAUGUCCAUAAUCAAAUCGGCUUCAUGGCCGAACAGUUCCUCGAGCCAGAGACCACCGCCGUGCUGGCAGAACUCCUCGAACCCGAAUACAACGGUUCCGUCGGUCGCGCAGCAGCAUGGGCCGACGCUUACGCUCACACAGCCGAGGGCCACUUCUCCUACCAAUGGCACUGGAUCGACACUCACGACAACGCACCAGAGUACUGCCAUCUAGACUACGAGAAGGACUGCGCAAAGGGCGGAUGUGUAGUCAGUGCUAUUGCGAACCAGACGGGCAUACUGCGCGAGUGUAUCCAGGACUUGACGAGUGGAGCUGUAAGCGGAGGGAGCAAUUUGACUUGCUCGUAUGCACUAAAAUGGGUGGCGCAUUUCUUUGGAGAUAUUCACCAGCCGCUUCAUGCUAAUGGGCGGGCGGUUGGCGGAAACACGUACACGGUGAUUUUCGCGAAUGUGACAACGCAACUGCAUGCGGUCUGGGAUCACUAUAUCCCAUAUUUCGCUGCCAGCGUCAGUGAGCCCUUCUCGAACCAAUCCAUCGAUCCAUUCUUCAGCGGGCUUGUAUCUCGCAUCCGCAAGGGCGAUUUUCAUUCUCUGCCUGCACUGUGGCUGGCGUGCAGUGACCCCUCUACUCCCGAAAUCUGUGCAACUGCGUACGCCAAGGAGAGCAACAAGUGGGACUGUGAUUAUGUGUGGAAAAAUGCGCGCAAUGAUACCGAUCUGGGUACGAAUGGGUACGCAAAAGGCGGUGUACCUAUUGUCGAGUUGCAAAUCAGCAAAGCUGCGUACAGAUUGGGUGCAUGGCUCAACAGGAUGGUGCAGAGCAAGGGACAUAGGUCUAAAACAGCGCAAGAAAUCCUUGAGCUUUGA
Plenodomus lingam JN3 is the source of this 930-nucleotide messenger RNA. RefSeq lists its product as uncharacterized. Gene Ontology annotation, biological process: DNA catabolic process. Gene Ontology annotation, molecular function: nucleic acid binding; endonuclease activity. The record is from RefSeq and is a predicted model, not a curated record. NCBI's taxonomy places the organism in Eukaryota, Fungi, Ascomycota, Dothideomycetes, Pleosporales, Leptosphaeriaceae.